AUGAUUCCUUCUGAACUGCUUAGAGCAGAGGGAGGAGAAGAGGGAGGUUUGUAUGAGAGAGCACAGGGGGAAGAAAGAGGGUUAGGGACUCGAGGAGAAGGAAGGGGAGUUGGGGGGAAAGAGGAGACGAGGGGAGUGGGAGCACGGGGAGGGGCAGGUGGGGCAGCAGCGGGAGGCGCAGUGGGAGGAGAUGUGAAGGGUGGAGGGAGACCGAGAGGCAGGUCACAGGUCAACGUUUUUAAGAGCGAUGAGGAGCCGUCCAGCUCAUCAGAGGAGAGUGAUGACGUGGAUGAGGCGAGUGAUGACGUGGACUGGGAGAAAGCAGAGUGGAGAGGGGCGGCAGGGAGGAGAGGGGGAAGGGGAGGGAAGCCAGAUGAGUUAGGGGAUGCUGAUAGUCCUGAGGCCUCAGUAGAUAUAGACAAGCCGGUGGGCGAGGAUGGAGCAACGGCUGCUUUAGGGCAAAGAGGAUGGAGACUGACGGGCGUGUCUGCAGGGAGGGAGGAGAAGGGUGUGGGUGGGAAGGGUAUGGAUGCGCGUGAUUGUAAGGAGCGGGGCCGUAAUGGGAAACCCUGUAAAGAGAAGGAUCAAGAGUGUAACGAGGACUGUAAGGGAGGAUGUGAUAUUGAUACUUGUUGUGAGGGGAGAGACUGGGGGGGAAAGGAGUGUGAGAAUGGGUUAGGGAAGGAGUGUGGAGCGGAUGAGUACAGAGGCUUGUAUGGGCAUGGGGACUUUGGUGGGGAUGGGGAGUAUGAUGGGCAUGGGGAGUGUGAGGAGCUCGGGUGGUAUGCAGAGCAUGCAGGCGGUGAUGGUGCGGGGUGGUGGGGGCUGGACGCGUGGGAGGAGGAGCUGAGGGGCGAGGUGAUGCGGUGUGGCGGGGAGUAUGGGUGCGGAUUGUUGGAGGAGGUGAGAGGGGCGGAGGUGGGAGUGGAAGGGGAGGAGAAGGGGGUGGGGAAGGAGAAGGAGGAGAAGAGGGAUGGUGGGGAGGAUGAGGAGGAGGGGGAGGGGGUGGAAGUAGAAGAGGAGGAAGUCGAGGAGGUGAAAGAGGAGGGUAAAGACGAGCGCACGGUUCAUGUGACAGAGCCGGGGGAAUCAGGGGAAGCGAGGAAAUCAGCGGAAGCAGAGGAGCGCUUAGGGGAGCAGUGGGAGAAAAGAGGCACGGAUGGUGCAGUGUUGAAGACAUGUGAGUUGAGGGCGGGAGUUUCGGACGAGAAGGAUGAGGAGGGGGAGGAGUGGGGAUUGGCGGUGGGAAAUGAAGAGGAGAUUGAGGUGAAGGAGGAGGGUAGGGAGAAGAUGGAGGAGGAGGAGGGGUGGGAAGGGGGAAGAAGGGAAAAGGAGGAAGAGGAGGAAUGGGGCUGGGAGGAGGAGGUGAUGGUGGAUAAGGGGGGAAUGGAUGAAGCCAGUGGACGGAAGGGGAGGCGAUGGGCUCUGCGGGGGGAUACAGAUGGAGGGAAGAGCGGUGAAGAUGGAGGGAAGAGUGGUGCAUAUGGAGGGAAGAGCGGUGUAGAUGGAGCGAAGAGCGGUGCAGAUAGAGUCAAGAGGAAUGCAGAUGGAGGGAAAGGGGUUGCGAAUGUGGAUAAGAGAGAGUUGUUCCAAAACAGGGAAGGUAGCUUGGCAGACGAGUCAAAGCUGUCGACUGAUGACAGGGCUUUCGUGAAGAGACUGAAUGGGAAGAGUUUUCAGACAACUGAAAACUCUGGUGCAGGCAGAAGGAACGGGAAGCGAAUUGCUGCUGAUGUGGAUGACAAGCAGCAUGUAAAUAGAGGAGGAGGAGCCCUACCUGGCAAAAGGAUGGGUAAUGGUAUUAAUGGUAUUAUAGAGCUCGAGAAGAAGGAUAGUGAGAAGGGGGAUCUAAAGAAGAAAGAUUUUGUACAGAAGCAGGCCAAACGGGUUGCGGAGGCGGCAUAUGUGAAGAGUGUGGUGGUGAACAGUCGAGUGGGCCAGAAGGGAAGCCAGGGGGGCGAAGGGAGGGCGAGUUGUGGUGCGAAGAGAAAAGAAGCUGCACUGAAUGUGAGGAGGGAGGACUGUUUAACUAUGACCAGGGAGAAUGGGGGAGGUGGAGUGAGUGAAAGGAGGAACGCACUCACUCUGCUUCCCUUGAGGAACAGGGAAGGCUGUGAGACUGGAAGGGGCUCAUUAGCAGAAGAAAGUCCGAUCCUGCCUGUUGCUUCGAAGAAGCGGCGAGAGCAUGAGGAGGAGGAGCAGCAGCAGCAGCAGCAGCAGACUUAUCUGAAGAAGACUAAGACGAAGCAGGCAACGCUGCGACAGGCAGGAGAGGGAGGGGGGGAAGAGGAGUGCGGUAAAGGGCAGGAGAGAGAGGAGAGAAAACUGCGGGUUGGAUGCUGCGAUCAAGGGGUGGAAUACGCUGGUCAGGGUGGUGGAGUUGUUAGUACACCUAUGGCUGCCGCUGCCACUGCUGCUGCUGCGGUGGCUGCUGCCGGUGCUGCUGCGGCUGGUGCUGCUGCUGCAAAUGGCAAGGCUCACACGCAUGCUCGGGUGCAGAAGCAAAUGUCGACAUUGGGUGCAAGAACGGAAGGCGGCCGGUUCCCAGAAGUCAAGAAGAGUUGUAUUGGGUCAGAAGAUUUUAGUGAGAAGCGGAGUGGGAGUGGGAAGUGGAGUGGCAGUGGGCCACGGAAUGGAGUUCGGAGUCUGGCUGUGGAUGAGGUUGGGGAGGUUUCAGAGAGAGAUGGGGCAGCGAUGGGAAGGACGGAUGCAGGGCAGGAGAGAGAGAGGGUGAAGAAUGAGGCAGUGCAUGAUGAGGUGCAAGGAGACUGGGAAAGGAAGGGGGGAGUGGGAGAAGAAGGAACCAAGGAGGGGAGGGAAGAGUUGGAAGGGAGGGAGGGAAGGGAGCGGAAGGUAGGGAGGGAUGAGAGGCUGGGGAGACACAGGGAUGGGGUUGAGAAAAGGGAGGUGAGGAGAGAAAGCGAAGGAUGCGAGGAGCAGGAGUGCAAGAGAGUUAAGAGUGGGGAGGGUGGCCGGGUGGCUAGAGUGGCGAGAAGGGUUUGUGAGUCAGGGCAGAGGCCAGGAGACGCUGGGCUGGAGGGCAGUGGAGUGAAGAGAAAAGGGCUGCGUGUAGAAAGGACAGGUUCUGAUUCUGCUGAAGAGGAUACUGUAAAAGGGGAUGUAAGGGAGCUGGAUAUUCAUGUGGAGGAGAAUACCGCUAGGUUGUUGCAGUGCAGGGGGCGAGAAGGUGAUGGUGAAGAUGCAGAAACCCAGCAGGCGGAUCAUUGCCCCAUACGUCCCACUCGCUUGGUCGCAGGGGGGAGUACACUGGCAGCAGCUACGUCAAGUUGUCCCACUGGCCCUCCUGCACCUCCUCCCGUUCUCCCCAAGCCCACUGCCCUCCAGCCCAGCCUCUUCUGUGGGGGAGCCCAAGCCCAAACCCCCCCACUGUUUUCUGGAACGCCUCAAAUUCAUGCUGCUUCUGUCUCACCUCCCUUUGAGGCGUCUCAGCAGCAUGUUGCACCAAUGUUGACAUCAAUUGAGAUAUUUCCCAAGCUCUCUGCCCCUCUCCCGACCCCCUGGGGCCCUCAGCUUGUGGGGUUCGGGGCUCAGGGCGAGACAGGGGCUGGACCACACAGGGAAACGGGUGGUGUAGUAGGAGGAGGGGAGGGAGGGGAAGGAGGGGAGCGAGAAGAAGGCAAGCAACGCGGGGAUUUCAAUCACAGCAAGAGCACGGGUUCUAGAGCGCUGGCACUUAGUAAAGCGGCAGAUUUUAGCAAAAUGCAGGCCUUCAAGUCUCCGUCAACUCUCAGUCAUGGAAGAGCGGCAGUUGCUGCUCCUAUGACUGGGGAAGAAGCAAGCCAGCAGCAGAAGCAGCAGCAGGGUGCGGCAGUGGUGACGCUGGCAGCAACGAGCAGCCCAGUAGAGCCGCAUCUGCGCUACCUCUACCGCAACCUCCUUGAAGGCGCUGCCAGACACGUCCACCCCACCUUUGCUGCCAGGCCCUUGCUUCAUACCUGUGCUGGCAUGGCCUUACCUCCCAACCGGCAUCUGCAGAAAGGCAUCUAUCCUCCUCGUGCUAGCCCGUGCCACCCUUUGUAUGCUGGCAGCAACGUUAUUGGUGGGGGUGGUGGCUGUGCGGGUGCAGCUGGUGCAGAGGGGCUGCUGGCGCUGGUGCGGGUGGUGCUGGACACAAAGCAUUUGGUGAAGGGGUACUGGGGGGAGGAGGGGCGCGGAGUGGGAGUGAGAGAAUCGGAUGGGUUGAUGUGUGUGGCGUUUCGAGUGGUGGUGGAGGAGAGCGAAGAGGAGGAGGAGAGGGAGGGGAGUGGGGAGAGGAAGGAAAGAGCUGGGAAGGAGAGAGAGGCUGCUGCACUGAAAGUUGAAGGAGGUGCAGGUGGAGAAUCGAUCACUGGAGUACUGGCAGAGCCUGGAACAGGCGAGAAGGCCGGUGCUGUGCAAGCAGCAGCAGUGACAACAUCACCCUCGGCCUUGGUCCGGCUGAACCUCAGCCCUUGCUGUGUUCUGCUGGUCCGAGGCUCAGGCAUGGAUGCAGGCUCGGACCUGUGCUGGGAGGGAGGGUCGGAGGGGUGGGUGGUGGAGUGCAGCUGUGGCACGAGGGAUGACGACGGCGAACAGAUGGUGGCGUGUGAUAGGUCAGUUGGGCAGAGGGUGGCGUGUGAUAGGUCAGUGGGACAGAGGGUGGCGUGUGAUAGGUCAGUGGGACAGAGGGUGGCGUGUGAUAGGUCAGUGGGACAGAGGGUGGCGUGUGAUAGGUCAGUGGGACAGAGGGUGGCGUGUGAUAGGUCAGUGGGACAGAGGGUGGCGUGUGAUAGGUCAGUGGGACAGAGGGUAGCGUGUGACAGGUCAGUGGGAGAGGUGGCAGCGUGUGAUAGGUGUGAGGUGUGGCAACACACACGCUGUGCGGGUUUCUCUGAGCCUCCCGCCAGUUUCCUCUGCGACAUCUGCUCCAUGCUGCUCUAG
Molecule: messenger RNA, 4920 nt
Organism: Closterium sp. NIES-65
Lineage: Eukaryota; Viridiplantae; Streptophyta; Zygnematophyceae; Desmidiales; Closteriaceae
Source: the annotation of a GenBank genome assembly